AAGGUUGAGACAUAGGCAAAGUCAGUCCGCUGGUCCGGUAUUCUUCAAUCUUACCCCCAUCAUUAGUAGAUUACAUGAUUCACUAGAUAUAUCUACAUGCAUGUAGAUUUCUAGAUCUAUGUGAUUUUGAUCAAACUCAUUGUAGAUCUCUGCUCUAAAUCCUAGGCCUAACUUGCCCAGAGAUAGCCUAGAAUCUGGUAUAAAAACAAUUUUAAGGCUUUCCAAGAACACAACCUGUCUAGAAUCUAGAUCUAUAUAUCUAGGCCCUAGACCAUGCAGCUGUUGCAGAGCGGAAAAUUGAAUGCUAAUUAAAAUUACACAUGCUAAUGGCAGUUAAACGGAACGAAAUGGAAACGUGUCUUUCCAGCUCGCGAUUCCUACCGAGCUCGAACCGUCAGUCCCAAUGGGGCAAUAAUAAUAUAAAUUCUGUUGACACGGCAAGUUCAGCAAGUUCCCCGACUGUUCGUCGCUUUUAGUUUUUGACACUCCACAGUUCAAUUUGAGACUUGGGCACUUAAAAUUUACUGGAUUCUCUUGCCUUUUAGACAGUGCAAGAGAAGAAAUCAUGAGAGUUUUACUGUCAAGAGUCUUCAACACUUGUCGUCUGAGUCAAGUGCUGUCGAAGAAAAAUGUCGUUUCACUCAAGUUGUCACCAUUGUCAGUGCAAGGCAAGCGAUGGAUUCAGCUUUGCACAACUUACCCUUUUGACAACUAUGAACUCGAGAGGAAGAACUUUCAUCUUGAUGUCCCAGAAUAUUUCAACUUUGCUCAUGAUUUCAUAGAUGGAUGGGCAGCAGCUGAGCAGAGCGGCAAACGUGAAUCUGAUGUACCUGCAUUCUGGUGGGUUGAUAGCGUGUCAAAGAAAGAAAUCAAGUGGUCAUUUCAGCAACUAUCUCAACAAUCGAAACGAGUAGCUAACGCUUUGACUGGUGGAUGUGGUCUUCAGCGGGGAGACAAAGUUAUAGUUAUUCUACCCAAAAUACCAGAAUGGUGGCUGCUGAACUUAGCUUGCAUUCGUGCUGACAUAAUUUUGAGUCCAGGGACUACCUUGUUACGAAGCAAAGAUAUCAGGCACAGACUAAAACUUUCUGGGGCCCAGGCCAUCAUCACCAGUCCUGAGCUCAGUCAUUACGUGGAUGAGGGAGCGUCUGAUAUUGAACGACCUCUGACCAAAAUUCUUGUUGGUGAACAGUCUGAGACAAGGCCAGGAUGGGUCAAUUACCAUUCUCUGGUGGAGAAAGCUUCUGCAGAUUUCCAGACCGCUAAGACCAAAGCGACGGAUCCAAUGACUUUGUUCUUCACAAGUGGAACAACCGGUGCACCUAAGAUGGCGGAACUUUCUCAUGCCAGCUAUGGCCUGGGCCAUACACUGACUGCCAGAUACUUUUUGCAAAGCACUUCUCGGUCAGUGGUGUGGAACCUGUCCGACACAGGCUGGGCCAAGUGUGCAUGGUCUUCUUUAUUUGCUGCUUGGAUUCAUGGGUCAUGUGUUUUUAUCUACAAUUCUGCGGCCUUUGAUCCGGCUGAAACUCUACAGGUUCUGAAAGACUAUCCUGUGGAGAUAUUAUGUGCUCCGCCCACUGCGUACCGACACUUGGUGAAGGGUCACUUAGAACCGGGCAUGUUAAAGAGUUUGAAACAUGCGAUAUGUGGAGGAGAACCUGUCAACCCAGAGAUGAUAGAGCUGUGGAAAAAAGGCACAGGGCUGGACAUUCAUGAAGGAUAUGGCCAGACCGAAACCACCCUGAUAUGUGCUCGCUAUGCAUGCAUUGAUUACAAACCAGGCUCAAUGGGCAAAGCCUCACCAGGCAUUGACCUGGCUGUUGUGGAUGAUGAUGGGAACGUUCUGGAACGCGGAACAGAGGGUAACCUGGCUGUGAAGGUGAAGCCUCAUCGACCUGUUGGACUCUUCACUCACUACUUGAAUGAACCAGAACGCACAGCUGCUGUUUUCAGGGGAGAUUACUACCUGCUUGGUGAUCGAUGCUACAUGGAUGAAGAAGACUAUGUCUACUUUGUAGGGCGAGCAGACGAUGUCAUAAUUUCAUCAGGAUAUCGCAUUGGCCCAUUUGAAGUGGAGAGUGCUCUCCUGGAACAUCCUGCAGUGUUGGAAUCUGCUGUUGUGAGCAGCCCAGAUGACAUCAGAGGAGAGGUGGUCAAAGCGUUUGUGAUUCUGAGCCCAGAUUAUCGGAAUACAGACCCAGAGACCCUGGACCUAGAGUUGAAGAACCAUGUUAAAACAGUUACCGCCCCUUACAAGUAUCCAAGAAGGAUUGAAUUUGUCACAGAGUUGCCAAAAACCAUAAGUGGGAAAAUUCGACGAGUAGAACUUCGCAACAAAGAGUGGAACAAGGAGUAACUGUCAACCUCUGCUUCAUGUCAUCAACAGUUGACUCUUGUGUAAAUGUGUUACUGUGUCCUCGUCUGGGAAGUCAUCCACAACAUUUUUACUCGUGAGAAUACUCCUACAAUGACAACUGAUUUAGUCAAAAAGCUAUCAAAUGUCAAGUUUACCUUUUUGUCAUUAUCAUACUCAAAACAAUCUUGAAAUCCUUUUUUCUUUCCUUAUAAGCUGUUGUUGAACCUAAUGUACUACAAGUGGUAAAUGAUAAAAACGUAGCUUUAAAAAAAACCUCAAGUACAGCAUAGAUGAUUUUUGUUCUUUUAUCAUGUUUGAAUGCAAAAACCUUCAAGUGCUGUAAAAAAACAUUCUCAUGUGUUCAUCCAUUCCCUGUCUUUUCAAUGAAAAAAAGUUGUUGGUUGCUGCCACUUUGUGAUUGCAUGUCAGGUCACAGGUGCUAUUGCUCAACGCCUCAGUGAACUCUUCCUGUUGUUUCCCAAAGCUCAAAAUGUCUUCAGAAUGUCGAAUGUGGGAAAGGUUGUGCUCAAACUUCAUAUUAUAUUUUUUUCCUUUGAAUCUUAUCAUAGGUGCCUGCAUAAUAUUUAUCAUAUAUAGAGGCAGUUGGUUAUUAUUAUUCCCUUCUUAGGAAAUUAUUUAGCUCAUGUGAUGAAUCUCUGAUUUAUUAUCCAAAUUCAUAGCUGUGUCACUGAAACUGCUCAUUUUUACAGUUUGUCUUUAUUAAUAAUCAUGGAAGGCAUGGGGUAUAGAAUUUCCCAUUCUUUUAAAAUUGCUGAUGGCAUGUCUAAUUGUGAAACAGGAGAAAGAAAAAAUGUUACUUGUAAGUGUAAGUUGUGCAUUCUUGGUUGUGAGCUUUAUGGAAGUUCACAGGCAGGUCUUUAUGCUUCUUUUUCAAUGUGGCUGCUCUGUUUUUGUUAUUCAUGCAAGUUCCACGCAAUCUCAAGCUACUAUAUGGUGCAUGUUGAGAGGUCAGUAAAAUAAUGAUACCUCGACUCUUUCUUUGCUACGAUUGUCUUUGUUGGUUUUCCGCGUUUGUGAAAAGUAGAGCAGGGAAAAGCCAGUUACGGGUUUUAAUUGUUUUUUGUCCUGUGUCCUAUUUUAUGGUGCCAGAUGUUAGUUACAUGUACAGCUUUAGAUUGUUGGACAAUGUUAUGGCUGAAAAAAUCUCUUGUAAUUCAUUGCUGCUGCUGCUAUAAUUUUUGCUUCCGAGGAAAAAUUGCUAUAUGUGUCAAGAAUUGUGAUGAUGAUAAUGAUGAUGAUGAUGAUGAUGAUGAUGAUGAUGUAUCAGUUGCGAGCCGUAAAACCCCAAACUAAAAAAAAAAA
Aplysia californica (California sea hare) is the source of this 3682-nucleotide messenger RNA. RefSeq names its product acyl-coenzyme A synthetase ACSM3, mitochondrial. Gene Ontology annotation, cellular component: mitochondrial matrix. Gene Ontology annotation, biological process: acyl-CoA metabolic process; fatty acid biosynthetic process. NCBI's taxonomy places the organism in Eukaryota, Metazoa, Mollusca, Gastropoda, Aplysiida, Aplysiidae. The transcript is spliced from 16 exons. Gene Ontology annotation, molecular function: fatty acid ligase activity; fatty-acyl-CoA synthase activity. The record is from RefSeq and is a predicted model, not a curated record. Bases 566 to 2359 code for a protein of 597 amino acids.